AUGGAAUGGAAUGUUUGUUUAAAUUGACUACAUAAACAGACAAAAUAUCGGAUAUAAUCGAGAAUAAAAAAAUAAUAUAAUUUCUUCUAUAAUUUAUUUGGAUACAAUAGUGCACUAAUAUAUAAAUAUGUAUAUACCAACCGAUUAAGGAUAUUCAAUUGGAUCUGAUUAUUUUUGCUUAAACAACAGAGACAUUUUUUUUUCGCUUUGAACUUCCAAUGGGUAUAGAGCUUGGCUUAGGCUUUCUGGAUAGAAUAACUGGUGCAAGAAAUGGAGCAUUUCAACAUUUGGAGGAUUUUACUGAUCGACUGAAUCAUUUUUUCAGUUGUGCUAUCAUUUUAAUGCUAUCUGGUGUAACAAUGGCAAAUGUUUACUUUCUUAGACCGAUAACAUGUACACUGCCUACAGCACCAGAUAAUAAAUUCAAUGAAUUCGCUGAAUCUGUCUGCUGGGUACGCGGUACUGUAGCUGUACGUGAGAAUGAUGAAACACCGACAAGUUAUGAAGAUUGGGAAAAAUUACGUCAGAAAGCUGAUAUAUCCUUCUAUCAAUGGGUUCCGUUUUGUUUAUCGAUCCAAGCGAUGUUAUUCUUCCUGCCUCAUGUCAUCUGGCAGUCGCUAGCUACACACGUAAUGGGUGAAAAUAUAGAAGCGAUACUAAGCAUGGCGUACAAGGCGAAUUCAGCUGAAGAGAAUACCAAGCGUCAAAAACUUGUCGAGUCAGCUGCUUAUCAUCUAUUCCGAUUGGGACGUCAACAUUUCGAUUAUCGAUCGGGUAGAUGGUCACAACUUCAAAGGAAAAUGUCACGUAUACCUGGUGGAACAUUGUUGAUUGCUGGAAAACGUAUGGGAAAUUGUAUUUCACUAGCAUAUAUUUUUAUAAAAGUCUUAUAUUUAAUAAAUCUUAUUGGACAGCUGAAUAUAAUCUGUACAUUCUUAGGUCAUCAUGGUAAUUUAUUCACCUUUGGUCAACGAUUAAUUCGUACACUGACAUCAAAACACGAGUGGAGUGAAAGUGAAUUUUUCCCGCGUCAAACUUAUUGUCCAGUGAAUGUACGUCAUCUUGGUUCAAAGAAUAAUAUGUUUACUGCAAUCUGUGCAUUGCCUGUAAAUAUGUUCAAUGAAAAAAUCUAUAUAUUUCUAUGGUUAUGGAUUGCUAUUGUCAGUAUACUUACCAGUGGUAGUCUAAUUCUCUGGUUAAUACGUUUAACACUACAAAGUCGUCAAACAGCAUAUAUUCGUAAUUAUUUGAUUGUAUCAAUUCAUUCACAAUUAUUAGAUAUUUAUCAAAAUCAUAGUUUAACUUGUGAUGGAUGUAAUGUCGGUGUAGAGGAUCCACGUAUUGAAAAUUUUAUCAGGGAAUUUGUUAAAAAUGAUGGUUUCUUUAUAUUACGUAUGAUACGUAAUAAUGCUGGUGAUGUAGUCACGGCGGAAAUUUUAAAUCAAUGGUGGCAUAUGUUUGUCAGCUAUCAAAAAGCUCAACUAGAAAAAGAAAGUCAGCAAAAUUUAUUAAAAGAUGAAAAAGCGAAAAUGGAGCAAAAAGAUUAUGAUCCUGAUAAAGUCUAAUGAUAAUUUUAUUGAAAAAUUGAUACAUUGAUUCAUUUAGCGGGUAAUUUGAAUGAGCUGAGAUGGAUUUCCUACAGUUUUGUUUGUUUUUUUUUGAAAAUUUAUAAUCUCUGUCUCUCUCUGUCACAAUUUUUUACAUAAUACCAAAUUGGAAAACAAAGAUUACUAAACGCUCCUCUUGAUUGAUUAUCUGAUUCUUCUUUAACACAAAAUUUAUCCUUAAUUAAAUAAUUUAAAGUAAAAAUGGCGGUUUUUAAAAAAAAUAACAAGUCGUUUAAUUUUUUUCCAAGAGUUUGUUUGUAAGAAUUC
This is a messenger RNA of Trichobilharzia regenti, 1874 nucleotides long. NCBI's taxonomy places the organism in Eukaryota, Metazoa, Platyhelminthes, Trematoda, Strigeidida, Schistosomatidae. The record is from the annotation of a GenBank genome assembly.